AUCUGCUGUUUAGUAAUUAUAGAAGGCGGUCCAUAUAUCUGUCUUAUAUAUACAUAUGCUAGGGUUGCAAUCAGACAGUCAUAGAAUUAUCAGUUGUGAUAGUCAUGGAGAUUUUGAUGAAAAGAUUCGUGAUAACAACAAUGGUUGUUACUGUUUCAUUGCUGGUGAUAGGUUGUGAUGCAAAAAGACACACUGUUGGAGGGACAGAAUAUAAUGGUUGGGCACCAAACAAAAUGAACUAUACUUCAGAUUGGGCUAGCCAUGAACAAUUCUAUGUUGGCGAUUGGCUCUAUUGGACAUAUGAUGAACCAAGGCAAAACAGGCAGUUGUUUAGCGUGUUUGAAGUGAACAAGACAGAUUAUGAAUCAUGUUCAACAGAUCAUACUCUUUACAAUAUAUCUAGAGGAGGAGGACGCGAUGUGUACCAACUUAAUUAUUCCAGACCCUAUUACUUCAUCAGUGGCGGAGGUUUUUGUUGGCAAGGUAUGAAGCUCACAGUUUUUGUCCAAGAACUACCACCAGCGCCGUCAGAAGCACCAUCCAAUGGAUCCCCUUUUUCGGCAAGUUUUCCUGGCAUAUUGACGAUUGCUGGAGCAGCAGCACUGGUAUUGUUGAAGCUUGGUGUUCAUCCAGAUUGUUAAUUUUGGAUAAUUUCAAACCGAUUUCGUAAACAUGCAUUCUUGUUAUGUUGUGGUGCUAUGUUAUCCAUGGAUUAUUAGAAUACAAACUUAUAUAUACAAUUAGUUUAUCUUUUGAUUCA
Molecule: messenger RNA, 760 nt
Organism: Papaver somniferum (opium poppy)
Lineage: Eukaryota; Viridiplantae; Streptophyta; Magnoliopsida; Ranunculales; Papaveraceae
Product: lamin-like protein
Exons: 2
Coding region: 105-641 (178 amino acids)
Cellular component (GO): plasma membrane
Molecular function (GO): electron transfer activity
Source: RefSeq, a predicted model, not a curated record